Messenger RNA from Hyla sarda, 1437 nucleotides. RefSeq names its product MSL complex subunit 1 (gene MSL1). Lineage: Eukaryota; Metazoa; Chordata; Amphibia; Anura; Hylidae. Gene Ontology annotation, cellular component: MSL complex. The record is from RefSeq and is a predicted model, not a curated record.
GCGGGCCGGAGUAGGCCGCAGCCCGGAGAGCGGGGGCUGAAGAAGGCUCAGGCCGGCCUCACUGAUCCGUGCGGGAAGCUCGCCUGCGAAGCGGGGGCCCUGGCUGAUAAGGGGGCCGGGGGGAGCGGCCCGGGCGGCCGGGUGACCGGGGCCGGGGCAGCUACCACGGCGGCCACUGGACAAGGCCAGGCCCCGGCCUCGAGCUCCACUUCCCCGGGUCCCUCGCUGGAGACGCCGCCGCUUAGAGGGGGCGCCGGAGCCGGGGCUUGUCUCAAGCAGAUCGUCCUCCUGCAGCUGGACCUGAUCGAGCAGCAGCAGCACCGGAUCCAGGAGCGGGAGCGGCAGAUCGGGGAGCUCCGCGCCGAGAAGGACACGCUCCUGGCCCGCAUUGAGCGGAUGGAAAGGCGCAUGCAGUUGGUCAGAAAGGACAGCGAGAAGGAAAAACAGCGUGCGUCUCAAAGCCGUGAAUCGGUGGCCGAAAUGCCGGAAGGUCCCCUUCCAGAGAGCGCAGGCGGUGGGGAGUUUCCCCCAGAGGCUUCCCCUCAGUUGCCCGGCCUCACCCCAAAGCCCUUUUCUUUUGGCAGAAAUGCAAAAGGACACAAAAGGAAAUCAGCCUUUGGCAGUGCAGAGCACAGGACUCCUGUUAAGAGACUGACUUCUGACCUUGCAAAGAUGAAGGGCAAGAUAUCUAGGUUGCCUACAGAAGCGGAAGAUGCCGAGCCUGGGGGUUCAGUGUCCGAGACGGGCUGUCAGAGGGAUCUACGAAGUAAAGAGACUCCGGAAAAAUCUCCCUCUCCAGCCGAUACUCCUCUGAGGUCUGCAUGGAGCAGCUCUGCAGCAUCAUCAUUAAAAGACAGUGAAGCAAACCCUGGCGAGAUAGAUUCUCUGCCCUACCUUGCCACCACGGACAUGUAUCUAUGCCGGUGGCAUCAGCCGCCUCCUUCUCCGCUGAGAGAGCCCUCUCCCAAGAAAGAGGAGUGUGUGGCAAUUCCUUCAUGGAGAGAGCAUCCUAUAGAACCUCUUCAGGACUUGAAUGCAUCAGAUGUACCAGAGAAUCUGGACGACGCAGUAUUUGCGAAGAGACAUGCCAAGUUAGAGCUAGAUGAAAAAAGGAGAAAAAGGUGGGACAUUCAGAGAAUUCGUGAGCAGCGAAUCUUGCAGCGAUUGCAGCUGAGGAUGUAUAAGAAAAAGGGGAGUCAAGAGAGCGAGCCGGAGGUCACCACCUUUUUUCCUGAACCUGAUGACGUGGAGUCUGUGAUGAUCACCCCCUACCUCCCCGUUGUGGCAUUUGGACGAUCCUUGCCGAAAAUUACCCCACAGAGUUUUGAGCUCCCCUGGCUGGACGAGCGGAGUCGAUGUCGUAUUGAAAUGCAGAAAAAACAGACUCCACAUAGGACACCUCGUAAAUAAGUUGGGAACCCUUGUCUUGUGACAACC